CGUAAUCCCCGUCUCCUUGGGAGUCUCUUAUCUUUUCCUGAUCGUUUCUCAAGCUGUCCCUCCGCCUCGAGGGUUUUUCCUUUUUUUUUUUCUUUUUAUUUUCUUUUAUUUUCAUUUUUUUUAAUUUUUCUUUUCCUCUCAUUUUUCUUUCUUUUUCAAUUUCAAUUUCUUCCUUUUUCCCUCCCUCUUCUUCAAACCCUAACCCUAAAUUUUUUUUUUCCCAAAUCAUCACGACCAAAGCCACAACGGUUUUUGGUUUCUGUAAUUUCAUCUUUCAGUAGUAGAUGAUGCAGCAUCAGAGGCUGAAGCAACAGACCAUAAUGCAGUACCCCCAUCCUGCUCUUCUAGCUGCUCCCCAGAUAGAGCCUAUCUUGAGUGGAAAUCUGCCUCCUGGUUUUGAUUCGAGUACAUGCCGCAGUGUGUAUGUAGGUAACAUCCACCCUCAGGUUACAGAACCCCUUCUUCAAGAAGUUUUCUCAAACACUGGACCCAUUGAAGGAUUUAAGCUGAUUAGGAAAGAGAAGUCAUCCUAUGGUUUUGUUGAUUACUUUGAUCGCAGAUCAGCUGCUCUUGCCAUUGUGACCCUUAAUGGAAGGCAUCUGUUUGGACAACCAAUUAAAGUCAACUGGGCUUAUGCUAGUAGUCAAAGAGAAGAUACAACAGGUCAUUUCAAUGUUUUUGUUGGUGAUCUAAGCCCUGAAGUUACAGAUGCUACGUUGUAUGCAUGCUUCUCUGUGUAUCGUAGUUGUUCAGAUGCAAGAGUUAUGUGGGACCAGAAGACUGGGCGCUCAAGGGGUUUUGGGUUUGUUUCUUUCAGGAGUCAGCAGGAUGCCCAAAGUGCAAUAAAUGAUUUGAAUGGAAAAUGGCUUGGAAGCAGACAAAUUCGGUGUAACUGGGCGACAAAAGGUACUAGUUCUAAUGAUGACAAGCCGAGUUCUGAUGUCAAGAGUGUUGUAGAGCUAACAAGUGGAACAUCAGAAGAAAGUCAAGAAAAGAAUGAUGAUGCGCCAGAGUACAAUCUUCAGUACACCACCGUUUAUGUUGGCAAUCUUGCUUCUGAGGUUACUUCUGUGGAUCUUCAUAGGCAGUUCCAUGCACUUGGUGCAGGAACUAUUGAAGAUGUGCGUGUGCAGCGGGAUAAAGGUUUUGGUUUUGUGAGAUACAGUACACAUGCUGAAGCAGCUCUUGCUAUUCAGAUGGGAAAUGCUCGUAUUCUUUAUGGCAAACCUAUUAAGUGCUCUUGGGGUAGCAAACCCACUCCACCAGGAACAAGCUCUACCCCUCUUCCCCCACCAGCUGUUGCACAUAUGCCAGGUCUUUCAGCUGCUGACCUUGCAGCUUAUGAACGGCAGAUGGCAUUGAGCAAAAUGGCUGGUGCACAAGCCCUUAUGCAUCCACAAGGUCAGCAUGCCCUUAAGCAGGCAGUCAUGGGAAUGGGUGCUGUUGGAACUAGUCAGGCAAUAUAUGAUGGCGUGUUCCAAAAUGUUGCGACAACCCAGCAGCUUAUGUACUUCCACUAAUACUGUGUUAUGAAAAUCUCCCUUGAACCAUGAUUGGGAGGAAUUAGUAUUCGAAAAUUUGUAGGAUGAUGUUUUAUGGUUGUAAUCCUGUUAAAGUUUAUGUCCUGUAUUAUGUUACAUAUGCGCCUGCGUGUAUGCUGAAUGUUUAUUGUCUUAGAAAGAUAUGAUUGUUCAAACAUUAGCUUUUGUUUGGGAAGGGUUAAAUAUUUUAUUUUAUUUU
Messenger RNA from Hevea brasiliensis (rubber tree), 1740 nucleotides. RefSeq names its product oligouridylate-binding protein 1. NCBI's taxonomy places the organism in Eukaryota, Viridiplantae, Streptophyta, Magnoliopsida, Malpighiales, Euphorbiaceae. Bases 285 to 1520 code for a protein of 411 amino acids. Gene Ontology annotation, molecular function: mRNA binding. The record is from RefSeq and is a predicted model, not a curated record. The transcript is spliced from 12 exons.